AUGUUCUCCGCCCUCCGCGCGCUCGCCCGCAUACCGCGGCCAUGGGCUAUCUCAACACCAUCACUCAUGGCGCGCACCCUUCUUCCCAGGCCUGCCACUGCCUCUCCGUUCUCCGCGCUCCUGCGUAACUUUCACGCCUCGCCGCCGGCCCUUGUCACGCUGAACCAGUCCACGCGGCGGAAGCAUAAGAAGAAGAGGGCGAUGCCCAAGUCGCCGCUGCUCGACAACUGUCCGCAGAAGAAGGGUGUCGUCAGCCAUGUCUUCAUUAUGAAGCCCAAGAAGCCCAACUCGGCCAAGCGUAAAGUCGCGCGAGUCAAACUUAGCAAUGGAAAUUCUAUCCAUGCGUACAUCCCUGGUGAAGGACAUAACUUGCAGGAGCACAGUGUCGUCAUGGUUCGAGGUGGUCGUGCACAGGAUUUACCUGGUGUUCGGUACAAAGUCUUACGUGGUGUGCUUGACUGUGGUCCAGUCGUCAAUCGUCUCACCUCUCGCAGUCGAUACGGAGCCAAGAAGCCAAAGCAGUAGACUGUUUUUCUUCUUCCGGACAUAAUGCCCUUCACUCGGCUGUACAGUCCAAAGAGUAUCCC
This is a messenger RNA of Phanerochaete carnosa HHB-10118-sp, 587 nucleotides long. RefSeq lists its product as uncharacterized. The record is from RefSeq and is a predicted model, not a curated record. NCBI's taxonomy places the organism in Eukaryota, Fungi, Basidiomycota, Agaricomycetes, Polyporales, Phanerochaetaceae. Gene Ontology annotation, molecular function: structural constituent of ribosome. Gene Ontology annotation, cellular component: ribosome; small ribosomal subunit. Bases 67 to 525 code for a protein of 152 amino acids. The transcript has 3 exons. Gene Ontology annotation, biological process: translation.